UCCCGGAUUGGCAGCGUCCACCGCCGCUCCAGCCGCCAUCCGCCGCCCAAAUCGAUCACCGUCACUCCAGCCAAGCCAUCCGCCGCCGCAAAAUCGAGCCACCUUGUCCCCUCCUCCGCCGCUGCGGCCGACCCCGACCGAGGGAGAUGCGGAAAUACCAACGAGUCCUAGGAUCGGUGGCCGCCCCUGCCCUGCUCUUGCUCCUGCUCCUCACCCUCGUCCUACCGUUUAUUCAGACCCAGAUGCAGAGCGCACGAGAGAAGGCUGCCGACGAGCGGCGGUUGGACGGAGGCAUCGUGGACUCGCCGGGGGCAGAGAACGACCUCCGCAUCAUCGGCCUCGCCCGCUUCGCCGUCUCCGAGCACAAGAACAAGACCAACGCUCUGCUGGAGUUUGAGAAAGUGGUGAGGCUGAAGCAGCAAGUUGUUGCAGGCAUGAUGUAUUAUAUUACAAUUCAGGUCAAUGAGGGCGGGGCAAAGAAGAUGUAUGAAGCCAAGGUGUGGGAGCGGCCAUGGAUGGAUUUCAAGAAGCUCAUGGAGUUCAGGCCGGCAGAGCGCGCCUCUGCGAGCGCUUAAGGCGGGUCGGUCCCAGCUGUGCAAGGAUAUGCAGAUAUGGUGUGGAUAUAGCUAUCGUCUGUGGGACAUGUCUUAGCUGCUCUCUUGUGUAAUAUCAAGAACAAAUCUGCUUCUUGCGAGUUCUUUUGAACCUGCCCAUUGUGUACAUCUUGCCAUUCGAGUUUCAGAUGGUUCAUAUAUAUCCAAUGCAGUUAAUUUA
Molecule: messenger RNA, 774 nt
Organism: Triticum dicoccoides
Lineage: Eukaryota; Viridiplantae; Streptophyta; Magnoliopsida; Poales; Poaceae
Product: cysteine proteinase inhibitor A-like
Exons: 3
Coding region: 147-575 (142 amino acids)
Molecular function (GO): cysteine-type endopeptidase inhibitor activity
Source: RefSeq, a predicted model, not a curated record